AUGUUCGCCGAGACUGUUGCGCUGGUCUGCAGCGGCUGGUACAUCUUCAUAGCCUGCGUCUGCGCCAUCGGCUACCUCAACCUAUUCAUACACUACCGAAAGGUUCCUGUACGCGCCGCCGUCCUAGCCAAGGACAAAACAGACAUCCCACAUGUCACCGUGAUUCGACCCUGCAAGGGCCUCGAGCCGUAUCUCUACGAGUGCCUCGCGUCGACCUUUCUCCAAGACUACCCUCCCGACAAGAUAGACGUAUACUUGUGCGUUUCGUCGCGCUCGGACAGCGCCUACCCGAUCCUUGAGAGGGUGGUCCACGACUACCCCGACCGCAACGCCAGGAUCUUCAUCGAAGAGGAAGACGAUGACGCCGCGGGACCGGACAGUUCCAGAGCCUACCUUGGCCCAAACCCCAAGAUCCGGAACAUGAGCAAGGCCUAUCGUGAAGCCAAGAGUGACCUGAUCUGGAUAAUUGACUGCAAUGUCUGGGUUGGUCGUGGCAUCUGCGCCCGCAUGGUCGACCGGCUGUGCGGCUUCACUCAGCCAGGACUGCCUCCAGCAACACCGUACAAACUGGUCCACCACCUCCCCAUCUCCGUGGACGUGGACACAUACUCGAAAGGUCGGCCGCGAACUGAUUCCUCAGCGUACGACGAAACACCCACGACGCCCUUGCUCGCGAACACAGGCGGGAGGCGCAGCAGCGCGCUCACGCACCUCAACCGUUACGGAGGGCGUCUGGAAGAACUAUUUCUCUCGUCGUCGCACGCGAAGAUGUACGUAGCCAUCAACAUGGUCGCCGUCGCUCCGUGCAUAGUAGGUAAAUCAAACAUGUUCCGCCGCUCGCAUCUCGACCACCUGACCUCGGUGUGCGCGAGGGUUGAAGAUGCUCCUGGGCCCGCUGGGGGAACCACCCCGGUCAGCGCCAGGACCGGCAUCGACUACUUCUCCAGCAACAUCUGCGAGGACCACCUCAUCGGCGACCUCCUGUGGAAAUCCAAACUACCUCGCCUGCCAGGCUUCCCAAGCCGGAUGCGCAACCACGGCCUCGUCCUGGGCGACCUGGCGAUCCAGCCCAUUGCCGGAAUGAGCGUGGCCAACUACGUGGCGCGGCGUGUCCGCUGGCUUCGGGUUCGCAAGUUCACCGUCCCCGUGGCCACGCUCGUCGAGCCCGGCACCGAGAGUUUCCUGUGUUCCGCGUACGGCGCAUUCGGCGCCACCACGUUACCGUCGACGCGCCCAUUCUUCGGGACGACAUGGACAUGGUGUGCGCUCUGGUGGCUUGUCAGUAUCACGAUUUGGGCCGCGGUCGACUGGACCGUCUAUCUCCUCUUACACUCUGGACGGACCGUCGACGACGCGGACGACGGUCAGAAAGUGCCGGAAUUCGUACGCCGAAGCAAAACCAACUCUCCCGCGCGGGAUCUGACUCGGGCACGACGUCCGUUCAAGGAGUGGCUUUUCGCCUGGCUCGGCCGCGAGGCUCUCGCGCUCCCGAUCUGGACGUGGGCGAUAUGGGGUGGUGUAAGUGUGACGUGGAGAGACCGUCGGUUCUGGGUCGGGCUGGACAUGAAGGUUCAUGAGAUACAUGAGACGAGCACGGCGACGACGUCGACAGAAACGACAACUGCAAUGCCUCUCGGAAUGACUAAUGGGCAUACGAACGGGAAUGGUCAUAUGAAUGGGAAGAAGCGGACUGAGUAG
Molecule: messenger RNA, 1698 nt
Organism: Exophiala spinifera
Lineage: Eukaryota; Fungi; Ascomycota; Eurotiomycetes; Chaetothyriales; Herpotrichiellaceae
Exons: 2
Coding region: 1-1698 (565 amino acids)
Biological process (GO): glucosylceramide biosynthetic process
Cellular component (GO): membrane
Molecular function (GO): ceramide glucosyltransferase activity
Source: RefSeq, a predicted model, not a curated record